AUGGGUGGCAGAGAUCGCCAAGAUGAACUUGAAGUGUUGGAAAUCACGGCUUCUUGCUCCAAGUCAGAGAUCGUCGCACCAUCCACAAUCGACGAAACGGAGCCGAUUCAGCCCGGCCGACAUCCGCAGCGGUGCGCAAUUCCCAGCGUCGCUGCCCUGUCUGUCUCCGUUCCGUUUUCUUUGGCCUCGCUCGGCCCGCCUGGCACCAGCGCCACCGCCUACUGCCUGCCACUGCCAGUGCCAGAGCAGCCAGGCACCGCACCGCAGCGCAAGCGCAAGCAAGCGCAGCGCGCGCGCCGGCUCCAUCGCAACUCCCGGCCUUCCCCCAUCCCGGACCGAAAGCAUCCCCUACUGCUCGAGGAUCGGGCUCCACCCGCCUGCCCGACGGACGCCAUGUCCGACGAGGACUUCUCGGUCGGCGGCGGCGCGAAUGGCAACCACAGCCCCAACCUCGUCCGCCAGUCGGGCAAGCACCGCGGCCCGCGCUUCAGCUGGAACCUCUCGUACGAAGCCACCUUCUUCCGCUCCCUCUGCGACUCGGUGCACCUCGGCCUGCGCGAGGGCAGCACCUUCAAGGUCGAGGCCUGGGACCGCGCCACCCAGGCCCUCAUCGAUCGCCACAACGCCUAUGCCAACAAGGGCCAUCUCAUCAACAAGAGCGACAACGCCCGCAAGAAGUUCCGCUUGUGGCGCGGCCUAAGGGAGGACCCCGAGUUUAUCUACAACCCCCAGAACAAGACGGUGUCGGCGAGCGAAGAUGCCUGGAAGAGACACAUCGAGAGAGAGCCCCUGUCGCGCUCCCUUCGCGGCCGCCCCUUCGAGCACGAAGACUUUUACGAAAUUCUGUUUCCCGACGUCAUUGGCUCCGGCGGAGCUCCGAAGCGCCUUACGAAGCCUCGCAGGACUGACACCCAUGAUGCUAGAGCCUCGGAAGAGCAAGACGCCCCCGGCACUGGCAUCAUGGAUCUCCUGUCCUAUCCAAACCCAGCCCCACCGCAACUUCCUCCACCACCACCACCACAACAACAACAACAACCGCCGCCGCCGCCGCCGCCGCCGCCCGUCCAGCAACAGCCCGUCGUUAACAUACCUGCGCCCGCUCCUCCUCCGUUGACUCAACAACACCCUCGCCCUAAUACCAACAGCUUGCAAGCCCGCGCCGCCUCCAUGGCCCCCGGCACUGCGCUCACACCCCCCGAAGACAACGUCAUGCAGCCGCGCAAGCGGUUCCAGGCCACUGACCCGGCAAGCCAGCCCGAGAAGCGGCGGCGCACCGCUGCCCCGGGCUACCUCGACUUGCCACAAGCACAAGGAAGCGCGGGCGGCCCCUCCCCUGCGACCGGCGCCGCUUCUUCGGCGGGUACUGGUACGAGCACGGGCAUGGGCACAGCCACAGGCGUGGGCACUAGCACGGGCACGGGCACGGGCACUGCCGCUGCGACGGUUGCCGGCACGUCGACGGCUUUGGACGGCAUCCAGGCGCUUGCCGACGCGCUGCGGACCGCCCGCGUGCGGCCGGGCUGGUCCGAGCAGGCCAUGGACAUCUUCUUCCGCGACUUCUCGGACGAGGACAUGGACCUGCAGCUCAAGAUUGCCGAGAAGGCCCUCACCGACGAGAACAAGGCCAUGGUCUUCUGCAAGAUGACCCUGGCCCUGCGCAAGCACUGGGUUAAGCGCCUUAGGGAGGUGCACAACCGCGGAGUUGCAUAG
Lasiosphaeria miniovina is the source of this 1710-nucleotide messenger RNA. RefSeq names its product Myb/SANT-like DNA-binding domain-containing protein. The record is from RefSeq and is a predicted model, not a curated record. The transcript is spliced from 5 exons. Bases 1 to 1710 code for a protein of 569 amino acids. Lineage: Eukaryota; Fungi; Ascomycota; Sordariomycetes; Sordariales; Lasiosphaeriaceae.